AUGAAAACGAUCGGCAUCAUCGGCGGCAUGGCUUGGCCCAGCACGAUAAACUAUUACAGGACCAUAAACGAAUACUACAAGGAAUACACAAAAGCCCCCGGCUUAGAAUCGCCAACCCUUGUCAUCACCCAACCGAAUCUCGCACUCAUUGACAAGUUAGAAGAGGAAGGAAAGUGGGACGAUGUUGGCAAGUUGCUCGUCGCAGAAGCCACCAAACUGAAAGCAGCGGGAGCAGAAUUCUUUCUAAUGGCCUGCAACACGGUCCAUAUUGCUGACGCAUAUGUUACGGAGCACGCACCUCUGCCAAUGCUUCACAUCGUUGAUGCAGCAGCAAAAAUAGCGUCGGAUCGUGGCUUCGGUACCGUGGGCCUCCUUGGGAGCCAGUACACUAUGACUGGAUCUUACUUUGUUGGGAGACUAAAGCAAAAGUACAACAUUACCGCUAUGGUCCCAGACGAAAAGGAUCAGGCGAUUAUCCAGGGUGCGCUUCAGAACGAGCUUGCGAAGGGUGUCUUCCGGCCCGAGACUAGGCAGCAGUUCAAGGAGGCUAUUGAGGAUCUCGUUACCAAGGGAUGUCAGGCGAUUAUACUUGGAUGUACUGAGUUUGGGCUGCUCGUGAAACAGGAAGAUAGCACUGUACCCAUUAUUGACACUGGAAUUGUCCAUGCCAAAGCUGCAGUGGAAUUUGCCGUGGCUGGAGAGUGA
Messenger RNA from Pochonia chlamydosporia 170, 705 nucleotides. RefSeq names its product aspartate racemase. The transcript has a single exon. The coding region runs from base 1 to 705 and encodes 234 amino acids. Gene Ontology annotation, molecular function: amino-acid racemase activity. NCBI's taxonomy places the organism in Eukaryota, Fungi, Ascomycota, Sordariomycetes, Hypocreales, Clavicipitaceae. The record is from RefSeq and is a predicted model, not a curated record.